This is a messenger RNA of Drosophila bipectinata, 2516 nucleotides long. RefSeq names its product CTP synthase. Lineage: Eukaryota; Metazoa; Arthropoda; Insecta; Diptera; Drosophilidae. The record is from RefSeq and is a predicted model, not a curated record. Gene Ontology annotation, cellular component: nucleus; cytoophidium; transcription regulator complex. Gene Ontology annotation, molecular function: CTP synthase activity; DNA binding; identical protein binding. Gene Ontology annotation, biological process: CTP biosynthetic process; regulation of transcription by RNA polymerase II; pyrimidine nucleobase biosynthetic process.
GUAUUCCGCGUCUAACGUUGGGUGGUCAUACAGCCGGCUCCCUCAAAUCGCAGAUACGUAUAAAAUAAAUCAACUUUUUGAGGCACCACGUGCAAUUGAAGACAAAUAAACGGCGCAAUUGUCUCUCGGCAAUCACUGUAAAUUGAGUGACUCCCGCGAGAUAUCCCGGGUAAAUCGAUAAUCAGUAAUCCGAGUGUUGCGAAUCGAGAUAAAAAUGAAAUACAUCCUGGUUACUGGCGGCGUCAUCAGCGGCGUGGGAAAAGGCGUGAUAGCAUCCUCGUUCGGAACGCUGCUCAAAUCCUGCGGCCUGGAUGUCACCUCGAUCAAAAUCGAUCCCUACAUCAAUAUUGAUGCUGGAACCUUCUCGCCAUAUGAGCACGGUGAAGUAUACGUUUUGGACGAUGGCGCCGAGGUGGACCUCGAUCUGGGCAACUACGAGCGGUUCUUGGACAUCACCCUGCACAGGGACAACAAUAUAACCACCGGCAAGAUUUACAAGUUGGUCAUCGAAAAGGAACGCACUGGGGAGUACUUGGGCAAGACCGUUCAGGUUGUCCCACACAUUACAAACGCCAUCCAGGACUGGGUGGAGCGCGUGGCUCAAACACCUGUCCAGGGCUCGUCGAAGCCACAGGUGUGCAUCGUAGAGUUGGGCGGCACUAUCGGCGAUAUUGAGGGCAUGCCUUUCGUGGAGGCCUUCCGCCAGUUUCAGUUUCGGGUGAAGCGAGAGAACUUCUGCGUGGCCCACGUGUCGCUGGUUCCCCUGCCCAAGGCCACCGGUGAACCAAAGACCAAGCCCACCCAGAGCUCGGUGCGGGAGCUGAGAGGCUGCGGCCUGAGUCCCGACUUGAUUGUCUGCCGAUCGGAGAAACCCAUUGGCCUCGAAGUUAAGGAGAAGAUCAGCAACUUCUGUCACGUGGGCCCCGACCAGGUGAUCUGCAUCCAUGACUUGAACUCCAUUUACCACGUCCCGUUGCUGAUGGAGCAGAACGGCGUCAUCGAAUACCUCAACGAAAGGCUUCAGCUCAACAUCGACAUGAGCAAGAGGACCAAGUGCCUUCAGCAGUGGAGGGACUUGGCUCGUCGCACGGAGACAGUGCGUCGCGUGGUUACUAUCGCCAUUGUGGGCAAGUACACCAAGUUCACGGACUCGUACGCCUCCGUAGUUAAGGCCCUCCAGCAUGCUGCUUUAGCGGCCAACCGUAAACUGGAGUUGGUCUUCAUUGAAUCGUGCCAGCUGGAGGAGGAAACGCUGCAGACCGAACCCAGCAACUACCACAAAGAGUGGCAGAAGCUCUGCGAAAGCGAUGGCAUCCUGGUGCCCGGUGGCUUCGGCUCCCGCGGCAUGGAGGGAAAGAUCCGGGCCUGCCAAUGGGCGCGAGAGAACAAGAAGCCGCUUCUCGGAAUCUGCUUGGGCCUCCAGGCAGCUGUAAUCGAAUUUGCUCGGAACAAGCUUGGCCUGAAGGACGCCAACACUACGGAAAUCGAUCCGAACACAGCAAACGCCCUGGUAAUCGAUAUGCCGGAGCACCACACGGGCCAACUGGGUGGCACUAUGCGGUUGGGCAAGCGGGUAACCAUUUUCAGCGAUGGCCCCAGCGUUAUCCGGCAGAUGUACGGCAAUCCCAAGACGGUCGAGGAGAGGCAUCGGCACCGGUACGAGGUGAAUCCCAAGUACGUGCCACGAUUGGAGGAACAAGGAAUGCGCUUCGUGGGCACCGACGAGGAGAAGACUCGCAUGGAGAUUAUCGAGCUGAGCGGUCAUCCCUACUUUGUGGCCACCCAGUACCAUCCGGAGUACUUGUCGCGCCCCCUGAAACCGUCUCCGCCCUUCCUUGGCCUAAUUCUGGCCUCAGUGGAUCGAUUGACGCAAUACAUCCAGCGUGGUUGCCGGCUUUCGCCCCGCCAGCUGUCCGACGCCUCCUCGGACGAAGAGGAGACUGUACGUGGCUUGGCCGGAGCUACAAAGUCGCUUAAGGCCCUGAAGCUCCCCACCUCUCCGCGGAAUGGAAUUUCAAAUGGCUGCAACGGCAGCUCCAGCACUUCAGACGGCGAGGGGGCCUGCGGAGGCAUCGAUAUCCCCAAUGGCCACCAAUAAACAGUUAUAUAAUCUAAAAAUUCUUAAAAUAUGAAAACAUUAGAGAUGCUUUUGUGUGUAAAGGAGGAUGAAGUCGAAUAUUAAAUCGAAGGGAUGGAAAGAAAUCGGAGAAUAUGUUACAAAGCAAUAGUCGAAUACGAACUUUGAUAAGAAAGUGGUUCCAAUAAUGUCACAAAGAGUCCAUGGAGACUAUGGAAAGUGUAUAUUUCAUCCCCGAGAACCCAAGUCGACUCAUCCCAAUGUGUAUAGCCUCGCGUGUGUCUUCUUGGUCGGAAACGAACUAAACUACUUAGUUUGUAAUCUCUACUAAAAUUAUAAUUAUUUGACUUGAUUAUGAUUCUUGUUAGUUAAGCGAAAAGAGUGUUUAAUUUAAAGUUUAAAUUUAAAACAAAAACUAAAGAAAAAAAAAGGAUAAAUA